GAUGUAUUUAAGACGUGGUCCUGCUCGUCCUCCUCAUCAUCGCUGUAACCUUCUCUCUCUGCACCGGACCAACAGGCCAGCACUCGUCCUUCUGUCAGAAUGUCCAAAUCAGAGAACCCUUCCACCCUGGAGAACGCCAUGCAGCUCAUGAUCCAGACCUUUCAUAAGUACUCUGGAGACGAGGGGGACAAAUAUACACUGAGCAGGAGUGAGCUCAAGGAGAUGCUCACCACAGAGCUUGCCACCUACCUGGGGAAUGCCCAGGAUAAGGAGGCAGUGGAUAAAAUUAUGGGCGAUCUGGAUUCCAACAACGACGGCGAGGUAGAUUUCACCGAGUUCAUCAUCCUGAUCGGAGCUCUUACCGUAGCGUGCAAUGACUACUUCCAAGAGUACAAUGACAAACAGGAGAAGAAGAAGUGAACGCCCUCAGCACAAAGACGGCCACUCUGCAAACCCAGAAGGUCCACGGACGUCCUGUCAUGGACUUUAUAUACACACACCCAUAUGUAUAUGUAUAUAUAUAUAUGUAUACACACACAGCUAAUAGUCGCUCAAGAAUUUCAUGUUGAGUGUUUGUCCAUUAAAAACUGUAUUUAUUAUCUGGAGAUUUCACGUUAGUUCCGACAACUGUUGAAUUUGUCAAUGUAGCUCUCCUUUUUUCUUUUUUUUUGUUCUCUUUGUGUAUUUUAUAUCACAAACCAUGGACCCCCCCCCCC
This is a messenger RNA of Solea solea (common sole), 716 nucleotides long. It is a transcript of the gene s100t, whose product is annotated as S100 calcium binding protein T. The record is from RefSeq and is a predicted model, not a curated record. The coding region runs from base 100 to 420 and encodes 106 amino acids. The transcript has 3 exons. Gene Ontology annotation, molecular function: calcium ion binding; transition metal ion binding. NCBI's taxonomy places the organism in Eukaryota, Metazoa, Chordata, Actinopteri, Pleuronectiformes, Soleidae.